This is a messenger RNA of Penicillium daleae, 867 nucleotides long. RefSeq lists its product as uncharacterized. The transcript has 2 exons. Lineage: Eukaryota; Fungi; Ascomycota; Eurotiomycetes; Eurotiales; Aspergillaceae. The record is from RefSeq and is a predicted model, not a curated record. The coding region runs from base 1 to 867 and encodes 288 amino acids.
AUGGUGGGCCGACGAGGAAAACGAGGCGCGGCUUCGGCCACCACUGCCAGCCCUGCGACGCGAUCUGCACGCAAUCCCCCAACAACUCAUGCUCCCCGUGCACGGGGCCGCGGCCGCGGAAGAGGUCGCUGGGCAAAUUACUGGGCCAACCGUCCAGGCCGUCCAUCCACCACUGCCCGUACGGAGGACCAAGAGGAGUCGCCCAUCCCACCCAAGCGCUCCCACAUUCUCAAAUUCAAAUUGCCCUCACUCCGGAAGUUGGGUCUCUUCUCUUCCGACAAUGCAUCCUCCACCGACCAGGCCGAUGCAUUCUCCACCGCGCCAGCUUCCACCUCCGCUGGCUCUCAAAACCCAGAGACCCCUCGUGGCCGGCGUUCCAAGCGCGCCAUGGCCGUCCCUGAAUCAUCCCGCACCACCCGCCAGUCUGCUCGUCUGAAGCCCUCGGAGGAACUGGCUACUGAAGAGGCUACUCCCAGCAAGUUGGCUGAGGAUGUCGACUCCGAAGCUGAAGCUGAAGCUGACGCCGAUGUCAUUGCCGAUGCUGAUGCCGACGCAACGGAAGAUGAGGAAGACAGCUCCUCACAGGAAGAGGCAGACCAAGAAGACCUGGCCUACACUCCCAAACUUCGCCUCCGACUCAGCCCACCCAAGCCUCCAGCCCUCAAGCUUCACUUCACCUCGGCCAACAAAGCCACGGACCCAGAUCACCCCGAGGCUUCCACCGAGGACCAGGCCAUGCCUGAAGCAACAGAGUCACGACAGAAAGACUCUCAGGGCGCAGAUGACGAGCCGUACUCAGCCCAACUCACCGAACCACCCCCAAACCUCCUACUCCCCCCGCCUCUCACGCAAGCGCAAGUCCACUGA